This is a messenger RNA of Dovyalis caffra, 534 nucleotides long. The record is from the annotation of a GenBank genome assembly. Lineage: Eukaryota; Viridiplantae; Streptophyta; Magnoliopsida; Malpighiales; Salicaceae.
AUGCUCGUGGAGGCAAUAUUAGAGGGCCUAGGGUUGGUUGAAAAUGAUAGUUUUGAUCAUUUUAAAGAAUUUGAAGAUGGGAGCCAACUCAUCGUGGCUAAUUACUAUCCUUCAUGUCCUGAACCUGACCUAACACUUGGCAUGCCACCCCAUUCAGACUAUGGCUUCCUCACACUACUUCUCCAAGAUCAAGAAGUUAAGGGUCUUCAAAUUCAGCAUGAUGGGAGAUGGGUCACUGUGGAACCAAUUCCCAAUUCAUUUGUUGUUAACGUCGGUGACCAUCUUGAGAUUUUUAGCAAUGGGAGGUACAAGAGCGUUAUCCAUAGAGUUCUAGUCAAUCCUUUGAAGCCUCGGAUCUCCAUUGCCUCAUUACACAGCUUACCUUUUAACAGCAUGAUUCGACCGUCGCCAAAACUCGUCAGUGAUGCUAGUCCAAGGCUGUAUAAGGACACAGACUUUGCGAGUUUUAUUGAAUACAUGGCAUCUCACGAACACAAGAAUAAGAACUUCCUGGAGUCUAGGAGAUUGACUUGA